This is a messenger RNA of Protomyces lactucae-debilis, 3249 nucleotides long. RefSeq names its product Crm1-K1. Gene Ontology annotation, molecular function: small GTPase binding; nuclear export signal receptor activity. Gene Ontology annotation, biological process: ribosomal small subunit export from nucleus; ribosomal large subunit export from nucleus; protein export from nucleus. The record is from RefSeq and is a predicted model, not a curated record. NCBI's taxonomy places the organism in Eukaryota, Fungi, Ascomycota, Taphrinomycetes, Taphrinales, Protomycetaceae. The transcript is spliced from 4 exons. Bases 1 to 3249 code for a protein of 1082 amino acids. Gene Ontology annotation, cellular component: nucleus; cytoplasm.
AUGGAGGCCCUCUUGAAUUUCGACAAAGAGCUGGACAUUGCAUUGCUUGAUAGGAUCGUCCAGACAUUCUACACAGGUUCAGGCGCGCAGCAAAGAGAAGCCCAAACCAUUCUCUCUCAGUUCCAGGAUCAUCCCAACGCGUGGACUAAAGUGGAUGCAAUCUUGGAAGGCAGCUCCAAUCCACAGUCAAAGUUUAUUGCCCUUAGCAUACUCGACAAGCUCAUUACAACGCGCUGGAAAGUCCUCCCGAAGGAGCAAUGUCAGGGCAUUCGCAAUUACAUUGUGUCUGUCAUGAUCAAGACUUCGAGUGACGAAGCUCUCAUGAAUAAGGAAAAGACCUACCUGAAUAAGCUCAACCUGACGCUUGUCGCGAUACUCAAGCAGGAUUGGCCCAAGAAUUGGCCGACAUUCAUUCCUGAAAUUGUGCAGGCCAGCAAAACCAACUUGUCGCUGUGCGAAAACAACAUGGUCGUGCUCAAGCUACUGUCAGAGGAGAUCUUUGACUACAGCGCCGAGCAGAUGACGCAGCAAAAGACCAAGAACCUCAAGAACCAGAUGGCGUCCGAAUUCUCAGAAAUCUUCCAGCUGUGCUCGGAAAUUCUCGAGAAAGCGCAAAAGCCUAGUCUCAUCAAGGCCACCUUGGAAACCUUACUACGCUUCCUCAAUUGGAUUCCGCUUGGCUACAUUUUUGAAACGCCCAUCAUCGAGACCCUGCGCAACCGAUUCCUCGAUGUUCCGGAGUUUAGAAACAUCACGCUCAAGUGCUUGACUGAGAUUGCAGGACUUCAAGUCGUCUCGCAAUACGACGACAAGUUUGUGGCAAUGUUGAACAUGGUGAUGCAAUCCAUGAGCAAUAGCAUCCCACUGCAAACAAACUUUAAGGAUGCGUACGAAGCCGCCAGCUCACAGGAUCAAGAUUUAAUUCAAAACCUGGCCCUCUUCCUGUCUACCUUCCUGUCUGCUCACGUCAAGCUUGUCGAAAAUCAAGCCAACCGCGACGUUAUGCUCACCGCUCACUUUUACCUCGUCAAGAUAUCUACUGUCGACGAGCGGGAAAUCUUCAAAAUUUGCCUCGAGUAUUGGUCAAAGCUGGUGGCGGAGCUCUACGAAGAGAUUCAGCAGCUUCCGAUCCACGACAUGAACCCUCUCGUGACCUUGAAUAUUUCGGCAGGAUUGGCAAACGGCGGUGCGGCUCAUCCCAACUUGCUUGCCAACAUGCCACUUCGCAAGCACAUGUACGCGGAAGUUCUCUCAAACUUGCGUGUCGUUAUGAUUGAAAAGAUGGUGAGACCAGAGGAGGUCAUGAUUGUGGAGAAUGAUGAAGGCGAAAUCGUACGGGAAUUUGUCAAGGAGUCCGACACCAUCACCCUCUACAAGAGCAUGCGAGAAUGCCUGGUGUAUUUGACACACUUGGAUGUGAUCGAUACAGAAAUGAUCAUGUCUGAAAAGCUGUCCCGCCAGGUCGACGAGUCGGAGUGGUCAUGGAACAACCUCAACACUCUUUGCUGGGCCAUUGGUUCCAUCUCAGGUGCCAUGAAUGAAGAGACUGAGAAGCGCUUUCUGGUCACAGUCAUCAAAGACUUGCUUGGUCUCACGGAAAUGAAGCGCGGCAAGGACAACAAGGCGGUUUGCGCUUCCAACAUCAUGUACAUUGUUGGCCAAUACCCACGGUUCCUCAAGGCGCACUGGAAAUUUCUCAAGACUGUCGUCAAUAAGCUAUUUGAAUUUAUGCACGAGACACACGAGGGGGUGCAGGACAUGGCUUGUGACACAUUCAUCAAGAUCGCUCAGAAAUGCAAAAGACACUUUGUCGCUCAGCAGACUGGUGAGCAUGAACCAUUCAUUGAUGAGAUUAUUCGCAGCCUGCACAAGAUCACAUGUGACCUAUCUCCACAACAAGUGCAUACCUUUUACGAGGCGUGUGGCCACAUGAUUUCUGCACAACCUCAAAAGCCCAUUCAGGAACGGCUGAUUGCUGAGCUGAUGGCAUUGCCAAAUAGCGCGUGGGACAACAUUAUUGCACAAGCUGGGCAGAAUAUCGAAGUGCUCAACAAUAACGAAACAAUCAAGAUUCUGGGUAACGUUCUCAAGACUAAUGUUGCAGCGUGCUCUUCAAUUGGACCCUACUUCUAUCCACAAGUGGCACGUAUCUACAUGGAUUUGCUAGGACUGUACAAGGCAGUGAGUCAGGUUGUCUCUGAUACUGUAGCAGCACAAGACGCGAUUGCGACCAAGACACCCAGAGUGCGUGCAUUGCGCACGAUUAAGAAGGAAGUGCUCAAGUUGAUUGAAGCCUACGUCGAGUGUGCGGACGAUCUGUCGUCAGUGAGCAACAAUCUGAUCCCUCCUCUUCUUGAGGCAGUCUUGUCAGACUACAACCGAAACGUGCCGGACGCGAGGGACGCCGAGGUGCUCAACAUGAUGGCUGCUGUCAUUAGCAGACUCGGUGGGCUCAUUACAGACAAGGUGCCUGCAAUCAUGGAUGCGGUGUUUGAGUGCACGCUUGAAAUGAUUAAUAAGGACUUUGCUGAGUUUCCUGAGCAUCGUGUCGCAUUUUUCAAGUUGCUCAGAGCCAUCAAUUUGCAUUGCUUCACAGCCCUGCUCAGCUUGCCUCCGCAAAAGUUCAAGCUCGUCAUUGACAGUCUAUGCUGGGCGUUCAAGCACACGAUGCGGGACAUUGCCGAGACGGGCCUCAACAUUUGCCUCGAGCUCAUCAACAAUAUCGCAGCGGCCGAUCAGAAUAUUGCGAAUGCGUUCUACCAGUCCUUCUUUUUGCUGCUUCUGCAGGACAUCUUCUUUGUCCUUACAGACAGCGACCACAAGUCUGGCUUCCGCAUGCAGAGUGUCAUUCUAGCUCGCAUGUUUGGCUUGGUCGAGUCGAAUGCCAUCGCCGCUCCACUUUAUCAACCGAAUCAGGUGCAGAAUCCAUCGACCACAAAUGCGCAGUUCUUGCGUGAUUAUGUCGUCAGCUUGCUACAGAAUGCCUUCCCGCACCUGCAGCUUGUUCAGAUUCAGCAAUUUGUGCAGGGUCUCUUCUCCCUCAACCAGGAUCUACCAAAGUUCAAGCUCAACCUGCGCGACUUCCUCAUUAGUAUAAAGGAAUUUGCUGGCGAGGACGAUGUCGAGCUCUUCCAGGAGGACAGAGAAACAGAGAUUGAGGAGAGACAGAAGGCAGAGCGUCAAAAGGCAAUGCAGGUACCUGGUAUGCUCAAGCCUUCACAAUUGAAUGAGCCAGAGGAGGAGCUUUGA